CACGCUCGGGCAGUGCUGGCGAUUUGACACAGCAGAGUGCGUCUGGGCUUUUACGCUCUCGGUGUAGAUAAAACUCUCACGGAGGCAAGAAAUGAAUUGCAGAAGCAACUAAGUGCAUUUGAACGGUAAUUAAAUCGCGUAGAAACGUGAAGACGAGUGUGUGCAACUAUCCAUCUCCAUCAUCAUGGCCGAGGACAACUCCUGGAAGACGAGCAACUUUCGCCAGAGCGUCGUUAACAAGAUCAAUGAGGCCAUCCAGCAGACGGGCAUGACAUCGUCGAAGAAUGGCAUCGAGAUGGAAAACCAUGUGUUUCACAAGGCUCGCAACAAGGAUGAGUAUCUCGGGUUUGUCGCCCGCCUGAUACUGCACGUACGUGAGAUGAACACGAAGCACAAAAACCAACAGAAUGCGGCAGCAGCGGCAGCGGCGGCCGCACAGCAGGCUCAGCAGGACGGUGGAGGCAACAGCAGCCAGCAGGGCGGUGGUGGUGGAGGAGGCGGCAGCGGUAUGCCCGAUCCCAUCAAUGCGUUGCAGAACCUUGCGUCGCAGGGCACCCGGCCACAGAUGAUGGGCCAGAUGGGCGUAGGACCGGGCGGUCCCAUGGGCGGACAGAUGGGCGGUGCUGGGCAGGCGUCCAAUCUGCUGCACUCGCUGCGCCCGCAGAUGCAGAUGGGUGGCAUGGGUGGCCCGAUGCAGGGUAACCGGGUGGGCAUGGGGCCGGGCAAUCAGAUGGGUGGCAUGAUGGGUGGCCCGAACCAGAUGCAGGGUCCGGGCGCCGGGAUGGUCGGUGGAAUGCCGGGGCAGAUGGGUGUGGGGAUGGGGCCGGGCGGCAUGAGCGGUGGCAAAAUCGUGGGAAUGGGCGGCCAGCAGCAGCAGAUGGCCCAGCUGAACGCAAUGCAGGUCAACCAGAUGCAGCAGGCCCAACAGCAGCAGCAACAGCAGCAACAGCAGCAAGGUGGCAUGUCACAGCCGCAGCAGCAGCAGCAACAACAGCAGCAGGGAGGUAUUGCCCAAGGACAGGGCGGACCCGUGCAGCAGAUGGGCGUAGGCCCCGGCGGACCAAACCAGAUGAACCCGAUGGUGAUGGGACAGAUACAGGCGCAACUGCAGAACCAGAACGCAAUGGGUGGACAGCAAAUGGGGACGGUUGGUGGUACGAUGAACGCCGGCAACCAAAUGGGCCAGAUGGUUGGUGCGAACGCAGGCAUGAAUCCGCAGGCAAUGGGAAUGGCCUCGAAUCAGGUGGUUCGCCAGCAACAGCUACAGCAGCAGGGCAUGGGCCAGGUGCAGAUGGGCCUUGGGCCCGGCCAGAUGGGCCAGCUGAGUGCGGGCGUGCAGGGUGGCGUUGGACACGGAGGCCCCGGUCCGAACAUGGGCCAAGUCCAACAGCAAGUAGUCGUGCAGCAACAGCAACAACAGCAGCAGCAACAGCAACAGCAACAGCAUCAGCAGCACCAACAGCUGCAGCAACACCUGCAGCAGCAUCCCCAGCAACAUCAGCAGAUGCAACAGCAUCAGCAACAAAUGCAACAGCAGCAGCAGCAACAGCAGCAACAACAGCACCAGCCCCAACUGCAGCAACAACAAAUGCAACAGCAUCAGCAACACCAGCAAAUGCAGCAACAUCAGCAGCAUCAGCAGCACCAGCAACUGGCCCAGCAGCAUGGACAGCAUCCCCAGCAGCAUCCGCAGCAACAGCAACAACAGCUUCAGCAGCUGCAACAACACGGACAUCCACAAAUCCAGCAGCAGCAGCAGCAGCAGCAGCAUCAACAGCAACAGGUGCUGCUGAAUGCAAUGGGACAGGGCCCGGGCGUUGGUCCAGGCGUCGGCUCGAUUGGCGGACCGAUUGGUGGUCCCGGAGGUCCGGGUGUUACGCUGCAACAGCAAGCCAUGCAGCAGCAGCAACAGGCUGGCGGAAUGGGCCCUGGUGCCGGCCCGAAUCAAAUGAACCCUGGUGUAGCGAUGGGCCCUGGCGGAGUGGUGGGCCCUGCCGGCGGUGGCGGUGUGAUGGGCCCCGGCCCGAACCAGAUGCUCGGAGCGGGUGGUGCCGGCGGACCGGGAGCAGGCCAGCAGGGCAACUUUGUUGGAAUGGGAGCGAACGCGAUGGUGCGCAAGCCGCCGGAAAUGAUGCCGGGCGGAAACGUGUACCCGGGCAGUGGUGGAGCGGUGCGCAGCGUGACGCCCAAUAACUUCCUGCGCCAGUCGCCUUCCCCGUCCGUGCCGUCGCCGGUCGGGCCGGGAGCGCACGGUCCGCCGUCCCACCCGGGACAGAUGAUACCCUCGCCGGCCCUGAUCCCAUCGCCCAACCCGCACAUGGGCGGGGUGGCCCAACGUUCCACGAUCGGCCAGUCGCCCGGCGGCUCGUUAAACACGCCCGGCCAGCCGGGUGGCGCCGUGCCCAGCCCGCUAAACCCGCAGGACGAGCAGCUGUACCGGGAGAAGUAUCGCGCCCUCACCAAGUACAUCGAGCCGCUGAAACGGAUGAUCGCAAAGAUGGAGAACGACGAUAUCGAUAAGAUUGCGAAGAUGAAACGGUUGCUAGAAAUUCUUAGCAAUCCGAGCGUUCGCAUCCCGCUCGAGACACUGCACAAGUGUGAGGCCGCGCUAACGAGCCAGCUGGGAUCGAUCCGUGAAACGCCAACGAACAACCCGCUGGUCGAGGCCGUCUCGAGCAGUCUGCAGGCUGCCACGGGCAACCACACCCUGCAGCGUACCUUCCGCCCCUGUCUGGAGGCGCUGUUCGGGCCGGACAUUAAAAAUUUGCCCCCACCGGCAAAGCAAUCCCGACUGGCGCUGGACGAUACGGGCGCGGCCGUUGGAACGGGUGGCGGAGUGACUACCGGUGGUGCGACUACCACCACCACCAGCACCACGACAGCGGCCUCUACGACUGGUAGUGCAUCGUCUACUACCAGCACCACCGCCAGCAGCACCACUGCACCGCAGGAGAUACCGCACAUUCUGCAGGGCGAAAUCGCUCGGCUGGAUCAGAAGUUCAAGGUAUCGCUGGACCAGUGCGCCAUCAGCGGUACGCGCACGAUCAAGCUAAUCUGCUGGCUGGACGAUAAAAAUCUGCCCUGCGUGCCGCCGGUCGCCGUCACCAUCCCGGAGGACUAUCCAUCGACCGCCCCGAGCUGCUCGCUGAUCGAGCAAGAGUAUAACGCGACGCCAUUCCUGAUACUGGUGCAGAAAUCGCUGAUGGCGCGCAUCUGCAAGCUGCCGGGACUGUUCACGCUAUCGCAUCUGCUCGACACGUGGGAAAUGUCGGUCAGGCAGGCGUGCUCGCCGAAUCCAACGAUUGUAGCACCCACCGGCACGAGCGUACUGCUGGGCAUGUAAUGUUAAAUAAUGAAGCCGACCGCCGAGCAGGAGAGUGUACAAUAGAAGUGAAUUUUAUAUUACCACCCACAAGAAUACGCAAGUGUAUGCGGCCAAACGGAUUUAUUGUGCAUGUAAUAUAACCGAUUGAACCAUUUUUAAAUUAAUAUCGACAAAAGGUUAAAGUAAAGUAGAUAGUGCAUUACUUAAACGGAA
Anopheles gambiae (African malaria mosquito) is the source of this 3538-nucleotide messenger RNA. RefSeq names its product mediator of RNA polymerase II transcription subunit 15-like. Bases 185 to 3343 code for a protein of 1052 amino acids. The record is from RefSeq and is a predicted model, not a curated record. Gene Ontology annotation, biological process: regulation of DNA-templated transcription. Gene Ontology annotation, molecular function: transcription coregulator activity. The transcript is spliced from 3 exons. Lineage: Eukaryota; Metazoa; Arthropoda; Insecta; Diptera; Culicidae.